AUGGCUCAGUAUGUACACUUCCUGCUUUACAAGCAUAAGAACCAGAUUUCACAUCCCCAGAAUACAGGUAAAAAGCUUAGAGUGUUGUUCUGUGUCUGCAGCCCUAGUGCUGAGGAGAUGAAGACCAGAGGACUCCUGAAGUUCACUCGCCAGACUAGUGUUGAGCUCAACUUACCUGAAAUCAGCUCACGGCAAAGUUUUGAAACUUCACUUACUUCCAAGAUGAGUGAGCAGGAAGAGUCUUAUUCUUACUCAGUAUUUCUUAAGUCUUCCUCAGAGCAGCAGAGUAGAGUAAAACCUGGUGGGACUCAAGGGCCUAAAGAAACUGAAGACAGAGUUUUAGUUUUUCAGCACAGUCAAGGAAAGCAUCAUGAGGAAAAUAUAAACCUCAGUCAAGAGUACCACAUCAUGCUGUAUGAACUGAAGUUAAAGGAAGAAAUGUUGAAAAAUAAGUCUAUAGAGUAUGAGAGCCUCAAAAACCUAACAGAAAGGAAAAUAUGUCAUGGGAAGAAUAAGAUCAUUUUAAAUUGUUCAAAGUCUGCAGGCAAACGCUUUGAAGGACAUUUGUUCUGUUGUGGCACAAAAUGUUAUUAUGUUAUCAUGGAAAGGAAAACAUGGAGUGGAUGUAGGCAGAUUUGCAAUGAAUGCAGUUUAUCCCUUUUGAAAAUCGAUGACAGUGAUGAACAGGACUUCCUUCGGUCCCAGGUUAAUGGAACCAUUUACUGGAUUGGAUUAUCAUAUGAUAAACAGGAGAAGAAAUGGAAAUGGAUUGGCAGUGGCUCAUCUAACCUUGAUUUGACUGCAUUGAAUUUACAAAGUCCAGGAGGAACGUGUGCAUUUUUUACUUCAACAAGAAUAGGCGAUAGUGACUGCGGUAAAACCUACCCGUGCAUCUGUGAAAAGAGAAUGGACACGUUCUCUGAUUCAGUCUGCAACAAGAAGGAAAGGUAA
This is a messenger RNA of Nannospalax galili (Upper Galilee mountains blind mole rat), 951 nucleotides long. RefSeq names its product T-cell surface glycoprotein YE1/48-like. The coding region runs from base 1 to 951 and encodes 316 amino acids. The transcript has 6 exons. The record is from RefSeq and is a predicted model, not a curated record. NCBI's taxonomy places the organism in Eukaryota, Metazoa, Chordata, Mammalia, Rodentia, Spalacidae.